Molecule: messenger RNA, 1509 nt
Organism: Octodon degus (degu)
Lineage: Eukaryota; Metazoa; Chordata; Mammalia; Rodentia; Octodontidae
Gene: Ccdc51
Product: coiled-coil domain containing 51
Exons: 4
Coding region: 100-1299 (399 amino acids)
Source: RefSeq, a predicted model, not a curated record
CAACUGAGUGGCAGCCGCUUCCCCGGGUUAGGCUCCUGCUCCGAAGGCUGGGUGGCCAGGUCUCCUGAUGACGGGCUGUGGCCCUGCCCUGCAUUUGCCAUGCAGCACGUUGUGAGUGCGCACUGCUUACUGGUGCGGAGAGGCCUCCUUGGAAGGGACUUUGUUAUAGCCAGGACUCUCUGCAGACCAGGCUCCAGCCAACCUGGGGAGAAACACCCUGAGGAGACAGUUCUGUAUCAUCGUCUCCCAGCUCUGGGGAGAACCCUGGGGCGGAGCAUUCAGCAGCGAGCUGCCUUGACAGCCAAGACUUGGUGGGACAGAUAUGAAGAGUUUGUGGGGCUCAUUGAAGUGCGAGAGGCCCAGGGAAACGUGACUGAGGCAGAGAAAGUGUUCAUGGUGGCUCGUGGGCUUGUCCGAGAGGCUCGAGAGGGUCUGGAAGUUCAACAGGCCAAGCUGAAGGAGGUGAGGGACCGCUUGGACCGUGUCUCCAGGGAGGACAGCCAGUACCUGGAGCUGGCUACUCUGGAGCACAGGAUGCUGCAGGAGGAGAAGAGGCUCCGAGCAGCCUACAUGCAUGCAGAAGACUCUGAACGUGAGAAGUUCUCUCUCUUCUCCGCAGCAGUGAGGGAGAGUCAUGAGAAGGAGCGUGCAAGAGCUGAAAGGACUAAGAACUGGUCCCUCAUUGGGUCAGUCCUGGGGGCUCUGAUUGGUGUGGCUGGCUCUACCUAUGUGAAUCGUGUACGGCUACAGGAGCUGAAGGCCUUACUCUUAGAGGCACAGAAGGGGCCUGUGAGUCUGCAGGAGGCCAUCCACGAACAGGCAGCUAGCUACUCCCUCCAGCAGAGGGACCUCCGUGACCUCAUCAUGGACCUGAAGGGGCUGGUGCAUGCUGGGCAGGGCCAGGGCUCUGGAUCACCAGCAGGUAUUUCCCCGACCAGAGAGAAAGACAUAGAUAUCCUUUCAUCUGCUUUACAAGAGCUGCUUGCAAAUUCCCAGCAGGUCCAUUCCUGUCUAGAAGGUUUACGAGAGCGGCUUGAUGUUCUGGAUAAGACCGGCAGCCAAAUAGUUGAAGUGAUUCAGCUUGCAGAGGCCGCAGCACACCCAGGCCUGGGAGAGGCAACAGACGGAACUCUGCCUAGCUCCUUGCUGGCACAGGGGAGUAUGAUGUUGGCCCUGUCCAACACAGAACAGAGGCUAGAAGCCCAAGUGAACAGGAACACCAUCUACAGCACACUGGUCACUUGUGUGUCAUUUGUGGCCGUGCUGCCUGUGCUCUACAUGCUGUUCAAGGCAAGCUAGCCCUUUGGACCUGCUUCCACAGGGCCUAUGGGGUGAGAGCAGCUUUCGUUGGUGAAUCCCAGCAGUGAAGUGACUCCUGGGGUGUACAUAGCCUUCGUACCAUUCCUGUGGCUCAUGAGGCAAACUGCUUUGUAGGCAAUGCUUAUUCAUCCUAAUUAUCAAAACUUUAUGCUCAUGUUUAUUAAAAUGUUUUCGAGUUUAUAUUCUUUA